AUGGCGACGAUCUCUGCGAACGACGCUUGUUCAUCGUCCAUUACCAUGCGACCUAUCAUAAUAUCACUGGGCAAAAUUAGAGUUUCAAUCCCAGUCUCUACCAAAGCAGAUGAAUGGAUAUCUGCAGAAAUCCUUAGAGAAGAAUUCACUCAUGAGCAAUCGCUCAUAGACGCAGUUGGAAACACUGCUGAACUCGAAAACCAGGCAGAAGCAUCCUUAGAGCUUGCUGCCCGAUUCCUCGGCUUUAUCGCUACUAGAGUGCAUGAAAACUCAGAAUGCACCGCUGCUCGUACAGCACUGUUAUUGAAUGUUUUCAAGUUCUUCACCUCAACCUACCUAUACAGCAAAGACAUUCACUCUUUGGCCUCCAACUACGAUACUGAGGUCAGAAAGGCUGUACUCACUUCAUACUUCAGCGCUUUCUCUGUUCUCUCUGAACAGAAAGCUGCUGACAUUCCCAGAGGUCCUCAAUCGGCCCUAUUCGUUGCCGCCGCUGCCGGCGAAGCCUCGAUAUACGCGCUCUUUGGAGGGCAAGGGACUAACGAAGUCUAUCUCGACGAAUUACAAUCUCUCUAUGACAUCUACAAACCCUUCGUCGCUUCGUUUAUUUCAACAAUGUCAGAGAUCCUCGUUCCCCUUGCCGAGGAAAAGCAAUUCUCCUCCUUCUACACUCACGGCCUCGAUGUCUUCUCUUGGCUUUCCGGCGUCGUGUCUCGUCCUUCGAUCUCCUACCUGGCUUCUGUCCCCAUCUCGUUCCCUCUUAUUGGGUUGACACAGCUCGUGCAGUAUUUGAUCGUCUGCAAAGUUACUGGUCUCACCCCCGGUGAGCUAUCCGAUCGCAUGACCGGUGCUACUGGACACUCGCAAGGCAUCGUGUCCGCCGUCGCUGCUGCGGCGUCUUCCUCAUUCGAAUCUUUCACUGAGAAUGCGAAGAAAGCCAUCCGCUGGCUUUUCUUCUGUGGUUUCCGUGGUCAAGAAGCAUUCCCAAUCGUCUCCCUCGAGCCUGGCUUAAUUCAAGAUUCCAUUGAUGGCGGUGAGGGCAUGCCCACCCCCAUGCUAUCCAUAACUGGGCUUUCGCUCAAGGAGUUAGAGCCUCACCUCGUGCAAACCAACAAUCAUCUAGCUGACAACUCUCAGCUUCAGGUCACGCUUCACAACGGUCCUCGUGCGCUUGUUGUUACAGGUCCCUCGCGCGCAUUGCACGGUCUUGUCGUUAAUUUGAGAAAGAUUCGUGCUCCUUCUGGUGCCGAUCAAAGCAAAAUCGCAUUCUCGCAGCGCAAACCAGUUUUUUCUGUCCGUUUCCUGGUAGUCGGCGUGCCCUUCCACAGUGUUUAUCUAGGUGAGGCGACGGAUAAAUUACUCUCGGAAGAUUUGAAGGGCGAAGAACUUUGGGAACCAGAAGAGUUGAGGAUUCCCGUUUUCAAUACGGAAGAUGGCAAGGAUUUGCGUGCUUCCAAAACCUCUAUCACUCGUUCCCUUUGCAACCAGAUCUUCACGUCACCUAUUCACUGGACGGAGGCGACGAAUUUCCCCAAAUCAGCUACUCAUGCCCUGGACUUCGGUCCUGGCGGCCUUAGUGGAAUAGGUCCUCUUACUGCUAGGAAUUUCGAUGGGAGGGGUGUUCGCGUCAUCGUCAUCGGGGAACGCGGCAAGGGAGAUGCUGAGUUAUAUGAUUCCACUGCGGUUCAACGGGAGGACAACUGGGGCGAGAAGUACGCUCCCCGUUUGGUUAAAAGCGGGGAUGGUACUGUCCAUCUUGAUACUCCCUUUUCUCGUCUUUUAGGCAAGCCUCCAAUCAUGGUCCCUGGUAUGACACCGUCUACUGUCCAAGCGGGAUUCGUUAGUGCUAUUCUCGACGCGGGUUAUCAUGUCGAAUUAGCUGGAGGCGGGCAUUACAAUGCGAACGCUCUUCGUGCUAAGGUUGUCGAAAUCCAGGGUAAAAUUCCUCAGGGUGCCGGGAUCACUCUAAACUCGAUCUACAUCAAUCCUGCUCAGUUUGGUUUCCAGUUCCCUCUUUGGCAAGAGAUGAGGAAGGAAGGCUUUCCCAUUGAAGGUUUCUGUAUUGGUGCUGGUGUACCUAGUACUGAAAAGGCUGCUGAAAUCAUCGACGGUCUCAGGUCUUCCGGAAUCAAGCACCUUGGGUUGAAACCGGGUUCGGUCGAUGGUAUUCGGCAAGUUGUCAACAUUGCUGCUGCCAAUCCCGACUUCCCGAUCAUCAUGCAGUGGACCGGUGGUCGUGCUGGAGGCCACCACUCCUAUGAAGACUUCCAUCAACCCAUGCUUUCGACCUACCGCUCCAUCCGUAAGCAUGAGAAUAUUAUUCUUGUUGGUGGUUCUGGAUUUGGUGCUGCUGAAGACGUUUGGCCCUACCUUACUGGCGAAUGGUCAGUGGCUUAUGGUGUUCAGCCGAUGCCCUAUGAUGGUUUUCUUUUCGGAAGCCGUGUCAUGGUUGCAAAAGAGGCACAUACAAGCUCUUCCGUAAAAGAUCUCAUCGUCGCGUGCGCUGGAGUGGAGGAUCAACAAUGGGAGGGCACUUAUACCAAACCGAGUGGCGGUGUUCUUACUGUUCGAUCGGAGCUUGGUGAACCUAUACACAAGGUCGCUACGCGCGCCGUUAAGCUCUGGAAAGAGUUUGAUGACACCGUAUUCAAAUUACCCAAAGAAAAGCGUUCGACUUGGUUACUUGAGCAUCGUGAUGAGGUCAUCGAAAAGCUCAACAAGCAUUUCAGCAAGCCAUGGUUCGGCUGGAAGAAGGAUGGCAGUGUUGCGGAAUUACGAGACAUGACUUAUGAGGAAACUGUCCUUCGUAUGGUGCGCUUGAUGUAUGUCGCCCAUGAGAAUCGAUGGGUCGAUAUUUCUCUUCGUAACCUUACUGGUGACUGGAUGCGAAGGAUCGAAGAAAGGUUUGCCGGCGUCAAUGGGUCUGGCACCAAACCGUCCGUCCUGCAGUCUUACAACUCCUUGAAUGAUCCUCUCCCUUGCGUUGAAACGUUCUUCAAAGCCUACCCUCUCGCUUCACAGCAACUUCUUUCUGCUGAUGACUCUGGUUACUUCUUGGCUAUCUCACAGAGGCGCGGCCAGAAGCCCGUUCCUUUUAUACCUGUUCUCGAUGCGUCGUUUGAGGUUUGGUUUAAGAAGGAUUCUUUGUGGGCUGCUGAAGAUGUUGAAGCAGUCUUCGACCAAGAUCCUGAACGUGUUUGUAUAUUACAAGGCCCUGUUGCCGUCAAGCACUCUGUGAUCAAGGAUGAGCCCAUUCGCGACUUGCUCGGUAACAUCAACUCGUCCCUCAUUCAAAAAGUCUUACAGCUACGUUACAACGGUGAUGCUUCUACCAUUCCUUCAAUUGGUUAUCUCGCUCCUCCGCGCCGUGCUUCCAGAGUCCCUGCGGGUGUCAAGAUCACUACCACCGACGAGCAAAUUGUCUACCAGUUUGGGAAAUCUCUCCCUACGAAUGCAUCUUGGCUUGCUUGCCUCGCUGGCUCUCAAUUGAACUGGUUCGGGGCGCUUAUUGGGUCCACGAGUGUUGUGCAGGGUUCUUCUUACAUCAGCAAUCCCAUCCGCCGACUCUUUUACCCUCGCCCUCACGAAAAAGUCGUUGUUAGCCUUUCCAAUGGACAACCAACGUCCAUUGUCGCGUAUGGGGGAGCUCGCUCGUAUGGCCUGCAUGACCCAAAUUUCAAGGCCACGGAAAUUAUAUUCAAUUCCUCAACUAAUCUCAUUGACGUGACGAUCUUCGAAGAGCGUAACAAGGUCGCUGUACCUCUCACCUUGCAGUUUGAGUAUAAAUCCGCGAUGGGAUCUGCCCCCAUCCACGAAGUGGUCACUGGACGUAAUAUGCGCAUCAAGGCGUUCUAUUGGAAACUUUGGUACGGGGACGACCAGUCUCUCCCCGAGUUGGAUAUUCAUGAUACGUUCACCGGUCCUGAUGUCACCCUCAAGGCAGAGGACAUAGAGAAGUUCUGUUCUGUUGUUGGUAACAACGACGAGUCGUUCAAGUCAGUGCGAACCACCACCAUUAGUGCUCCGAUGGAUUUUGCUAUCGUUGCUGGUUGGCAGGCUAUCAUCAAGUCAAUUUUCCCUGCAUCGAUUGAUGGAGAUCUCCUCAAGCUCGUACAUUUGUCGAACAGUUUCCGCAUGAUGAAGGGCGCGAGACCCUUCCAGGCCGGCGACAUAUGCAGAUCGGAAGCUAAGAUUGUCUCCGUUGUCAAUAGCGGGCCUGGAAAGGUCGUCAAAGUGAAGGGACAUGUCUACCGUGAUGCAAAGCCGGUCGUCGAGGUUGUGUCUGCUUUCCUUUACCGCGGCGUCUUCACCGACUACGAGAACACAUUCGAAACCACUGAAGAACCUGACUACAUUGUGACGUUAGCGACUGACGCCGACGUUAGCGUUUUACAAUCGAAGGAAUGGUUUGAUUGGGAAGAUGAUACUCGACCUCUCUCUCCUGGAAUCCCUUUGAUUUUCCGUGUACAGUCUGAGGUCUCUUUCAUGGAUCGCACUUCCUACCGGGAGCUAUCCGUAUCUGGUGAAAUCUUUGUCCGCGACCAGUUGAAGAACCUACAGAAAGUAGGUUCUGUUGAGUUCCAAGCAGAUGAUGCGCACGGCAACCCUGUCGUUGCCUACCUUCAAAGGCAUGGCAUUGCUCAAGGUCUGAGCGUGCCCCUUGCCAAUGAGGGCUAUCAACUCACUACCACGGAGGGCUCAACAUCAUUCUUUUCGCCACUUACCAAUGAACCCUACUCUGGGAUCUCGGGCGAUUUCAACCCAAUUCACAUCAAUCCGUAUUUCUCUUGCUACGCCGGUCUACCCGGGACAAUCACUCAUGGUCUAUGGUCCAGUGCUGCAACUCGCAAAUACGUAGAGAACGUUGUCGCCAAGGGUCAUCCUGACCGCGUGCUUUCGUACGAUGUAUCUUUUGUUGGAAUGGUUCUUCCGGGCGAACAGCUUACCGUCAACCUUCGGCACACCGGAAUGCGGGAUGGCAAUAUCGUUGUCAAAAUCGAGACCGUUAAUGUACUCGGUGAAAAGGUCUUGGAAGGUUCUGCAGAGGUGUCCCAACCAACUACUGCCUAUGUCUUCACUGGACAGGGAUCUCAAGAACCUGGUAUGGGUAUGGAUCUUUACAAUAGCUCUCCUGCUGCUCGUGCGGUCUGGGAUGGUGCCGAUGAACAUCUUCGAGCUGUCUAUGGGUUUUCUAUUCUCGAAAUCGUCAAAGAGAAUCCCAAAGAAAAGACGGUACACUUUGGUGGUAUCAAGGGACAAGCCAUCCGUCAGCGUUAUAUGGACAUGUCCUACGACACCACUGACAAAGAUGGUCACAUCAAAACCCUCCCUCUCUUUGCCGACAUCGACAUUCGCACACCCAAGUAUACAUUUAGUCAUCCUAAUGGGCUCCUUUUCGCUACCCAAUUUGCUCAAAUCGCACUCGUCGUUACCGAAAAAGCGGCAUUCGAAGACAUGCGUUCGAAAGGAUUUGUUCAAACGGACUGCGCUUUUGCUGGUCACUCUUUGGGUGAAUAUUCUGCGUUGGCAUCUAUUGCUGAUGUACUUGCGAUUUCUGCCCUUGUCGACGUCGUUUUCUAUCGUGGUAUCACGAUGCAAAGAGCUGUUGAGCGUGACUCUGAAAACCGCUCCAACUACGCUAUGUGUGCUGUCAAUCCCAGCCGCAUUUCCAAGAGCUUUAGUGAUGCUGCUCUGAGAGAAGUUGUUGACACUAUUUCAGUGGGCACUGGUUCCCUUUUGGAAAUCGUCAAUUACAAUGUGGAAGGACAACAAUAUGUGUGCGCUGGAGAGUUAGUUGCCUUGCAAACCAUGACGAACGUGUUGAAUUAUCUGAAACUUCAGAAAAUUGACAUUGCUAAACUGACCGAGACUUUCUCCGUUGAGAAGGUGAAAGAAAUGCUUGGAGACAUCGUCAAAGAGUGCCAUGGACGUGCCCUGGAUCAGAAGAAGGCGGAAGGCCAUAUCCUCUUAGAGCGUGGCUUUGCCACUAUCCCUCUCCCAGGCAUUGACGUUCCUUUCCAUUCGAGAUAUCUCUGGGCCGGUGUCAUGCCUUUCCGCACCUACCUUUCCAAAAAGAUCGAUCCUACGCACAUCAAUCCAGACGUGCUCAUUGGCAAAUAUAUUCCUAACCUCAUCGCUCAACCCUUUGACGUAUCGCGAGCUUAUGCUCAAAUCAUUUAUGAUCAGACUUCCUCGCCUCGCCUCGACAAAGUCUUGAAGAACUGGGAUGAAGAGAACUGGGGCUCUGCCGCUCAGCGCCAGAACCUAACUUACAUCAUCCUCGUCGAGCUUUUGGCUUAUCAGUUUGCUUCACCAGUCCGCUGGAUCCAAACCCAGGACCUCCUCUUUUCCCACUUCAAUUUCGAAAGACUCAUCGAGCUUGGCCCUUCCCCCACUCUUACCGGAAUGGCAACUCGUACUCUCAAGGCUAAGUACGAGCUUCAAGACGAUUGCGUUUCUUUGAAGCGCGAAAUUCUUUGUCAUGCGAAACAUUCAAAGGAGAUUUAUUACUUGUUUGAAGAUGAAGCGGUUGGUGAAUCUGUGCCCGUAGAGGUAACCGAGUCUGUUGCUGCUCCUGUCACCGCCACCGUCACCGCUGCCACCGCCGUUCCCUUACCUGUUGCUGUCCCUACAGGCCCAGCUGUCAGCAUUGAAGACGUUCCCGUUAAAUCGUCGGACAUCCUUCUUGCCAUUGUCGCGCAGAAAUUGAAAAAACAAAUCAGCGACAUUUCUACGUCGAAGUCUAUCAAAGACCUUGUUGGCGGAAAGUCGACUCUUCAGAACGAAAUCUUGGGCGAUCUACAACAAGAGUUCUCUUCAGCUCCCGAGAAAGGUGAAGAGUUACCUCUCGACGAGCUGGGCCCUGCUUUGGGUUCUGGACAUAGUGGAACGUUAGGUAAAUACACCACUGGUCUCGUGUCACGUUUGGUCGGAGGGAAACUGCCUGGUGGCUUCAACUCGUCUGCUGUAAAAGCCCAUUUGUCGAAGACUUGGGGUUUGGGUCCUCAACGUGCGGACGGUGUUCUUCUCCUUGGAACUACCAUGGAACCCGCUAAGCGUCUGGGAUCUGAAGCGGAGGCGAAAACCUGGCUUGACGGCGUCGUAUCGGCGUAUGCGCAACGAUCUGGAAUUUCUCUUGCAUCUCCUGGCGCAGGAGGAGGCGGGGGUGGAGGAGGCAGUGGCGGCGCAGUGAUCAACAGCGAAGAGUUCACAAAGUUUCAGGCCGAGCAGGAGCGUUUCGCUGCUCAACAUAUCGAGCUUUACAUGCGUUACCUUAAGCGGGACUCUCGCUCUGGCGAAAUCGCAUUCGACGCUGAAAAGGCUAAUUCGAUGGCCUUACAAGCUAAGUUGGACAGUAUUGCUAAGGAACACGGUGAUCUCUACAUCGACGGUAUCAUGCCUGUCUUUGAUCCCUUGAAAGCUCGUCGCUUUGACUCUUCUUGGAAUUGGGUUCGACAGGAUGCUCUAACGAUGUACUAUGACAUCAUUUUCGGACGUCUUACAACUGUCGACCGCGAGAUCACAGCUCGCUGCAUCCAUCUGCUAAACCGCGCCGAUCCGGAGAUGUUGGCUUACAUGCAGUAUAACAUUGACCAAUGUGAUCCGAGCAAGGGCGACACUUACAAGCUUGCCAAGGAGUUUGGCCAACAGCUAAUAGACAACACGCAUCAGUUCAUUGGGCAGCCGCCUGUCUACAAGGAUGUUACUUUCCCAACUGCUCCUCACACGGAGGUCAGCAGUAAGGGUGACAUCGUGUACACCGAGGUUAUGCGCGAAAACGUUCGCAAACUAGAGGCAUACGUCGAGGAAAUGGCUCGCAGUGAUACAGUGUCAGGCCCGGUCAACAUUCAAAAAGUUCAAGACGAUGUGCUGAAGCUCUGGACGAUUGUGAAAUCCCAACCCGAGAUUAGUCAAGAGCAAAAGAAUCGUAUCAAGGCUCUGUAUGAAGGCGUCGUUCGCUCAUUGAGAAACAAAGGUUCUGAACCUCGCCCGCGCACUCCUAGAAAUCGUCGAUCGUCCUCGCAGUUCCUCCGCCCUCAAAUAUCCGGAAUCGCGACUGUGUCUGCCGACAAAGUUCCUCUGCUCCAUUUGAAGAGGAAAGUUGGCACCAACUGGGAAUACAGUAGUAACCUUACGAGUGUCUAUCUUGACAUUCUUCACGAGAUUGCCACUGCCGGAACAACGUUCAAGGAUAAGAACGCUUUGCUCACUGGAGUUGGCAAAGGUUCCAUUGGAGUCGAAGUUGUCAAGGGUCUACUCUCUGGUGGCGCUCAUGUUGUGAUCACUACCUCCCGCUACAGCCGCUCGACUGUUGAAUAUUAUCAGUCCAUUUUCCAAACUUUCGGCAGUCGCGGGUCUGCGCUUACUGUGGUGCCCUUCAACCAAGGUUCGAAGCAGGACGUCGAGGCUCUUGUGGAUUACAUCUACUCUACCCUCGGCAUGGACUUGGAUUUCAUACUUCCUUUCGCUGGUAUUCCCGAGAACGGCCGAGAGAUCGAUGGAAUUGACGACAAGUCCGAGCUGGCUCACCGCAUCAUGUUGACCAACUUGUUGCGAAUUCUUGGCGCAGUGAAGAACAAAAAAGCCAGUCGACACUUUGUUACGCGUCCUACUCAAGUUAUCCUCCCCCUGUCUCCUAAUCAUGGUCUGUUCGGCAACGACGGCCUGUACUCGGAAUCGAAGAUCUCUCUGGAAACACUCUUCCAACGUUGGGCUUCCGAAAGCUGGGGUGAAUAUCUCUGUCUUGCCGGAGCUGUCAUUGGAUGGACCCGUGGUACCACUCUCAUGGGACCCACGAAUAUAGUAGCGCACGAGCUUGAAAGCUUCGGUGUCCGCACAUUCUCUGCCAAGGAAAUGGCGUUCAACAUCCUUGGUUUGAUGCACCCUUUGCUGUUCAGUAUCACUCAAGUGGAACCCAUUUGGGCUGAUCUCAAUGGUGGCAUGGAUCGUCUUCCAGACCUCGCCGAUAUCACGACCCGUAUUAGGACCUCGCUUACGAAAAAGAGUGACAUGCGCCGUGCUAUCGCUCGUGACAAUGCUGCUGACUUCAAGAUUCUCAAUGGUGUUGAUGCAGAGCGUUUGAUUCAAACUGUGGACGUCCUCCCUCGUGCUAACUUCCGAUUCGACUUCCCCGCCCUCGAAUCCCAAGACUCUCUUGUUGAUGUCACCAAGCUUCGGGGUAUGCUUGACUUGGACAAGGUCAUGGUUAUCACUGGUUCCGCCGAAGUGGGACCUUGGGGUAGCGCUCGUACCCGUUGGGAAAUGGAAGCUCGGGGAGAGUUCACAAUUGAGGGUGCUAUCGAGAUGGCCUGGAUGAUGGGAUACAUCAAGCACUUCGACGGGCGUCUGAAGGAUGGCACGUUGUAUGUUGGUUGGGUCGACAGUAAGAGUGGAGAACCAGUCGACGACAAGGACGUCAAGGGACGCUACGAAAAAGAUAUCCUUGCCCAUGCAGGCAUUCGUUUGAUUGAACCCGAGCUCUUCCGUGGCUAUGAUCCAAAUAAGAAGAUCUUCAAUCAAGAGGUCGAGUUGAUCCAUGAUCUUGAGCCCAUAGAAGUCACCGCAGAUGAAGCCUCCAAAUUCAAACUCCAGCACGGCGACAAGUGCGAUAUCUGGGCCGGAGAAGGAGGUCAAUGGUUCUUCAAGCUCAAAAAGGGUGCCUGUGUAUUCGUGCCCAAAUCAUUCUCGUUCAGUCGCAAAGUCGCAAGCCAAAUUCCUACUGGAUGGUACGCUGGCCGCUACGGUCUUCCUGAAGACAUUAUUGCCCAAACCGAUCAAGUCACCCUCUGGAAUUUGGUCUCAACUGCCGAAGCCCUCAACAUGUCCGGUAUCACGGAUCCGUAUGAACUCUAUCAACACGUGCAUCCAUCUGAAGUCGGGACGUCACUUGGUAGCGGUAUGGGUGGUCAAGUCAGUCUGGCGAAGAUGUUCACCGACCGUCGCGACGAGAAAGAGGUACAGAACGACAUUUUGCAAGAAACUUUCAUAAACACGACUGCUGGAUGGAUUAACCUUCUGCUUCUAUCAUCGAGUGGUCCGGUCAAGAUCCCUGUCGGUGCUUGUGCUACCGCUUUGCAAUCUCUCGAAAUCGCUUGUGACACAAUCCUGUCGGGUAAAGCUAAGGUCAUGAUUGCUGGUGGUUUCGACGAUAUAAGCGAGGAAGGAUCAUACGAGUUCGCAAACAUGAAGGCUACAAGUAACGCAGAUGCCGAAUUUGCUAUGGGUCGUGAGCCAACAGAAAUGUCCCGACCAACUGCAAGUACUCGUUCAGGAUUCAUGGAAGCGCAGGGUACUGCUGUCCACAUUGUCAUGAGCGCAAAGACUGCUUUGGAACUUGGGUGCCCCGUUCGCGGUAUCGUUGCAUUCACUUCUACCUCCACUGACAAAGCUGGCCGAUCGAUUCCUGCCCCCGGACGCGGAUCGCUUACCGUAGCACGUCAAGUCCCAUCCAAACACCCUCUCCCUAUUCUGGAUUUGAAAUACCGUUCCCGCCAACUGUCAUUCCGACGCUCACAAGUCUCGCAAUGGCUUGCUCACGAGCAUCUUCAACUGCAGGACGAGCUAGAGGCUCAGAAAGCCUCUGGGCAUACUGUGAACGAGGAGUAUUAUGCGUCUAGAGUUGCUACCAUUGAACAAGAAGCUGCACGCCAGGAGAAAGAGGCUCUCGCUACUUACGGUAUGCUAGAAGGAAGUGACCCACAUAUUGCCCCUCUGCGUCGCGCUUUGGCUGUCUGGGGUCUCACCGUUGACGACAUCAAUGUGCUUUCCAUUCACGGUACUAGCACACAAGCAAAUGAGGAAAACGAGACCCAUAUCUGGAAUUCUAUCUUCACAAAUCUUGGACGUACCCCUGGUAAUAUUGUGCCAAUAAUGGCGCAGAAGAAUAUCUUAGGUCACGCCAAAGGUGGAUCUGCUGCCUGGCAGAUAUCUGGCCUCCUUGAUUCAAUCAACACUGGUGUCAUCGCUGGUAAUAGGAACGCGGACAAUGUCGACGACCACUUCCAGAAGCGUAGCUACCUGAUGUUCCCGUCGAAGACCAUUCGUACCGACGGUAUACGCGCAGGAAUCAUGUCGUCGUUCGGUUUCGGUCAAGUUGGAGGCGUACUGCUCGCUUUACAUCCUCGUUACCUGUUUGGAUCAAUCGACCCCGCCGUUUACGAAGCAUACAAGGAACGUCGAGCUGUCCGUGCCAAGUUGAGCUACAAGGCAAUGAGCGAGAUGAUGAUCAAGAACAAUCUCGUCCAAAUCAAAGAGCUGCCGCCAUAUCCACUGGCGCUCGAGGACAAGGUUCUCAUGAACUCCAUGGCUCGUGCUCGCCCGGAUGCUAAGUCUGGCUCCUUCGCGUAUACUACCAAGAUGGAGGCCCCGAUACAUGUUGACACAGCAAACUUCAAAACAGUCUCUGAAGUGCUCGCCGCGGAUGCCUUAAAGAAGUCCGCUUCAUGCUCUGAGGAAUUCGUUGGUGUCGGAGUUGACCAAGAACUCAUCUCAUCCGUACCCUCGCACAACCCUAACUUUGUUUCCCGAAACUUCACCGACGCCGAAAUUGCUUACUGUAGCGCACAACCAUCUCCCGCCUCCUCAUUCGCUGCACGAUGGGUCGGAAAGGAAGCUGUCUUCAAAUCCCUUGGCGUGAAAUCCAAGGGAGCUGCUGCGCCGAUGAAGGACAUUGAAAUUGUGAACGACAAGGACGGGGUUCCUACUGUGGUGUUGCACGGUGAGGCGAAAACCAAGGCCUCGGAGAAGGGUGUUUCGAAGGUUCUUCUUUCCCUGAGUCAUUCAGAGAACGUUGCUAUUGCCUUUGCUCAAGCUUCUACGUGA
Molecule: messenger RNA, 11820 nt
Organism: Lentinula edodes (shiitake mushroom)
Lineage: Eukaryota; Fungi; Basidiomycota; Agaricomycetes; Agaricales; Omphalotaceae
Product: fatty acid synthase
Exons: 22
Coding region: 1-11820 (3939 amino acids)
Biological process (GO): long-chain fatty acid biosynthetic process
Cellular component (GO): fatty acid synthase complex
Molecular function (GO): 3-oxoacyl-[acyl-carrier-protein] synthase activity; enoyl-[acyl-carrier-protein] reductase (NADH) activity; holo-[acyl-carrier-protein] synthase activity
Source: RefSeq, a predicted model, not a curated record